Molecule: messenger RNA, 3760 nt
Organism: Acinonyx jubatus (cheetah)
Lineage: Eukaryota; Metazoa; Chordata; Mammalia; Carnivora; Felidae
Gene: CHRNA7
Product: cholinergic receptor nicotinic alpha 7 subunit
Exons: 10
Coding region: 115-1614 (499 amino acids)
Biological process (GO): chemical synaptic transmission; monoatomic ion transmembrane transport; signal transduction
Cellular component (GO): synapse; postsynaptic membrane; neuron projection
Molecular function (GO): transmembrane signaling receptor activity; acetylcholine-gated monoatomic cation-selective channel activity
Source: RefSeq, a predicted model, not a curated record
UCUUUAAAGGCGCGCGAGCCGAACCGGGAGAGGCGGCUCCGCGGCCGCAGGCGCAGGCCCGGGCCGACUAGCGAGACGCUGGGCGCGCCGGCCGCGGCAGCUCAGAGUCCCAACAUGCGCCGGUCGGUGUGGCUGGCGCUGGCCGCGUCGCUCUUGCACGUGUCCCUGCAAGGCGAGUUCCAGAGGAAGCUCUACAAGGAGCUGGUCAAGAACUACAACCCCUUGGAGAGGCCCGUGGCCAACGACUCGCAGCCGCUCACCGUCUACUUCUCCCUGAGCCUCCUGCAGAUCAUGGACGUGGAUGAGAAGAACCAAGUUCUAACUACCAACAUUUGGCUGCAAAUGUCUUGGACAGAUCACUAUUUACAAUGGAAUAUGUCAGAAUAUCCGGGCGUGAAGACUGUUCGUUUCCCAGAUGGCCUGAUUUGGAAGCCAGACAUUCUUCUCUAUAACAGUGCUGAUGAGCGAUUUGAUGCCACAUUCCACACCAACGUGUUAGUUAAUUCUUCUGGGCAUUGCCAGUACCUCCCUCCAGGCAUAUUCAAGAGCUCCUGUUACAUUGAUGUGCGCUGGUUCCCCUUUGAUGUGCAGCAGUGCAAACUCAAGUUCGGGUCCUGGUCCUACGGAGGGUGGUCCUUGGAUCUACAGAUGCAAGAGGCAGAUAUCAGCGGCUAUAUCCCAAACGGAGAAUGGGACCUUGUGGGAAUCCCAGGCAAGCGGAGUGAGAAGUUCUAUGAGUGCUGCAAAGAGCCGUACCCAGACGUCACCUUCACAGUGACCAUUCGCCGCAGGACCCUCUACUAUGGCCUCAACCUGCUCAUCCCCUGUGUGCUCAUCUCUGCUCUGGCCCUCCUCGUCUUCUUGCUCCCUGCAGAUUCUGGGGAGAAAAUAUCCCUGGGGAUAACAGUUUUACUCUCUCUUACUGUCUUCAUGUUGCUGGUGGCUGAGAUCAUGCCUGCGACAUCUGACUCAGUGCCCUUGAUAGCCCAGUACUUUGCCAGCACCAUGAUCAUCGUGGGCCUCUCUGUGGUCGUGACAGUGAUUGUGCUGCAGUAUCACCACCACGACCCCGAUGGCGGCAAGAUGCCCAAGUGGACCAGAGUCAUCCUUCUGAACUGGUGCGCAUGGUUCCUGCGCAUGAAGAGGCCCGGGGAGGACAAGGUGCGGCCGGCCUGCCAGCACAAGCCGCGCCGCUGCAGCCUGGCCAGCGUGGAGAUGAGCGCGGUGGCAGGGCCACCGACCACCAACGGCAACCUGCUCUACAUCGGCUUCCGCGGCCUGGACGGUGUGCACUGUGCCCCCACCCCCGACUCAGGCGUCGUGUGUGGCCGCAUGGCCUGCUCCCCCACGCACGACGAGCAGCUCCUACAUGGCGGGCAGCCCCCCGAGGGGGAUCCCGACCUGGCCAAGAUCCUGGAGGAGGUCCGCUACAUUGCCAAUCGCUUCCGCUGCCAGGACGAGAGCGAGGCCAUCUGCAGUGAGUGGAAGUUUGCCGCCUGCGUGGUGGACCGCCUGUGUCUCAUGGCCUUCUCCGUCUUCACCAUCAUCUGCACCAUCGGCAUCCUGAUGUCCGCCCCAAACUUCGUGGAGGCUGUGUCCAAAGACUUUGCUUAAUCUGGUUCUGGUCCCCAGCAUGUAGGAAAACGCACAGACAGGUGAUGUCAUUAGCUUGGGGAUAAUUUGGGGUGCUAAUCCCAUAGCCACACCAAACGUGAGGACACUGAUGUACCCGUAGCUGUCAGUCAUGUCGUUACAGUCUCCUUGUUCCUUUCAGUAAUAGGAUCUCAGCACGUUUUUGUUUCAUCCUCUUAGAGGGGCUCCUUGAUAUCCUUGGAACAUCCUUAGGGUCCCCAGAACCACUGAGAGGUCAUUUUGCCCAUUCCCCAGUGCCUGGUGAGCCCUUUAGAGAGGUCAGAGUGGCUCAGGACUGCCAAGGGAAGCCUGUACACCUGGUUUGCAUGCCUGCAUGUCACUUGCCAAGAAGGCCUACAUGAAAAUUCAACAUAUGCUUUUGCCUGUUUACAAACCUAGAUUGAAAAAAAUAAUAAUAAUAAUAAGCUGCAGUCACUAGAUCCAUUCAAAUUAUUGCUCAAAGGAAACAAAACUAAAACUAAAAACCUAACUGCUGGUGUUUUCUGCAAUUCAGGUUUUAUUUUUCUCUACCAUAGACAGUUGGUAGAGAGAAACAGUUUUACGCUGUUCCUACAUUUUAAAACACACACACACACACACACACACACACACACACACACACACACACAGUUGAUCUUAUAAAUUAUGCUUUUACCAGCCUGAGUCCUGCCAGUCUACCCUGUGGAGGGAAUUAGGACAGACACAGAUGUGUGUUGAUUCUGAACUAGGACUAGAUCCAGGCAAGUCAGAGGGAUUGCUAUAGCUCCUAGUGACUCACAUUUCCUGUGCUGCCCCCAGACACUGGGGACUUGAGUCUGCUCUAUUCUGAAACACCCAAAGGGCAAAUAGAGUUCUAUUAGAAUUACCAGCCCUGUGUAAUAGAGGUUAAAUUAAACCAGCUAUGUAUUUCUUUUUUUUUUAAUAAUAUAUUAGAUAUUUCACAUGUACUAGAGUUGAUUAGUGUUAGAAACUUGUGAGUCCAUACAAAUGCACAACAUAAAGUGAAAAUAUGCCAAGCUUUUCUUUAUGUGUCAAGGCCAGGGGCAAGGUCUGGGACAUCUUCUCGUUCCCUGUAUGGCAGGAACUGGGAAGGGAAUGAUGUGGCCACUGGCUUUCCUGGAUGAAAGGCCAAUGGAAGUCAACAGAAGGGGCUGGCAGGCUAAAAAUGGCUAUACAACCAGUAACUCCAGUCUCUGAUUUUUAGGGAUCUGCUUACCCACAGCUCAUCUACCCCAGUGUUAGCCCAGAAAGGUGGCUUGAGCAGGUAGAUUCCCUGGAGAUAAGUGUUUUGAAAGCCAGGGAAACUUUAAUUUUAAACCUACGUGGUGACAUGGUUCACCACUUAACAUAAUCCAGCUGACAAAAGUCACUUUGCCUUUUCCCAUUCUCCUUAUUUUUUAAUGACAGGAGAGGGAAACACAACAGAACCUCUCCUGUUCUAUUGUUUCAUAUAGUAAUUGCUCAGAGCUCAAAACUACAGAAGGCUUUGAGCUCCUGGGGAUCUUUAAUUUGCUUCUAACCCCUGAAAUGGGUAUAUAUUAUGAGGGAAGAUUAGAUUUUCAGAGGAAAAGAAAUUGCAUACCUUUCUCCAGCCAUUUAUUUCACUCAUUUCUGGGUAAUGAGCAUGGAUUGGUUUGCACUGAGGAAUAUGGAGGCUUGGUGCAUGCUCUGUGGGCACGUAAGCUCUGUGGAGGCUUGUGCAUGUGGGCGCGUGAGCACUGAUUGCAGCUGCAGAGAGGAUACCUUGUUUAUAAGGCGGUUGAUAAAUAAAAGCAUUCCAGCAUCACACCAUUGGGAGUAUGGCUGUUCUCAGAGUUUACCCAUUCUACAUGGGAUAGAUGAACAAUGCACAAUCUUUUCUUUUUGUGUUUAUUUUUUUUCUAUUUUAGAAAUCAGUAAAGGUGUUUUGAUAUCUAAGAGAAUGUUUCAUUUGUUACUGCUAUCUGAAAAUUAAUGUCUACAACAUUUUUCCUUGGAAAAAACCUUUUUUGGUUUUGUAUUUUAUACGGAAAAACAUAAAAAAGCAAAUAAAAGUAUGUUGACCACUAAAAUAAUGCUCUGCCAUUUUAAAAAGUAAUAAUAAGGAAAAGAUGCACAUGUAGUAAAAAAAAAAAAAAAGAGAGAGAGA